Messenger RNA from Teleopsis dalmanni, 1045 nucleotides. RefSeq names its product transcription factor Adf-1-like. Gene Ontology annotation, biological process: regulation of transcription by RNA polymerase II. Gene Ontology annotation, cellular component: transcription regulator complex; nucleus. NCBI's taxonomy places the organism in Eukaryota, Metazoa, Arthropoda, Insecta, Diptera, Diopsidae. The transcript has 3 exons. Bases 191 to 928 code for a protein of 245 amino acids. The record is from RefSeq and is a predicted model, not a curated record.
CUGACCCUGUAUGGCAUACAACUUUGAAACGCAACUCGACUUUUGCGGUUGGAAAUGUCAAACUUGCUGUGUUUAUGUUUUGUUUGGCUCUUAUUGUGGUAUUGUGAAUUCUGCAUCUUGGGAGUGAAGUGAUAAGUGAAAAAGUUGUUUAUAAAUUUUAAUAGAGAUUUUGUUCGUAUGUUUUAUCAAUAUGCAAAGUUUAAAUAAAGGCAAAAUUGAAAAAUUAAUUGAAUUAGUUAAGAGUAAUCCAAUAUUAUUUGAUAAAAAGCAUCCAGGUUAUAAAUAUCAAUAUAAAAAAGAAAAAAUAUGGGACGCCAUUAGCGCAGAUCUAAAUACACCAAAAGCGAAAGUUCAACGGGCUUGGAAAUCUCUUAGAGAUGCAUUUGCGCGGUACUGCAAUGAAGUCAGAACUUCCACCGGUAUGGCCGCUAAAUGCAAGAAACCGUAUCGUUAUUAUGACACACUACUUUUUUUAUACGAAACAAUGGAGCACAGACGUUCGAACGGAAAAAAUCAACUGGUAAAACCAGAAUUGGAUUCGGAUGAAUUGCUUUCACAAUCAUCAUUAGUAAAAUCAUUGUCAACUCCAGCUGCUAAGUCUGUAUUAACGGUGCCAAUCGAUUCACCACAGCCUGCGACAUUUUCGAUGCCAUCAUCUCCACUACCGUCAUCAGAGGAUUUUUCAGAGGUGGUACAACAAAAUUCAUCUAAAAAGAAACGCCGACUGAAAUCAAAUAAUUUUGAAAAUGCCAUAAUGCUUUUAAAUAAUUUGGUUGGACAAUCGGAUGGAGACAGCAUAUCCAAAUUUUUUGACACUGCAGCUGAAAUGGUUCGUACGUGCACCCUUAGCACUAGCGAACUGUUUGAUUUUCAAGUCCAAAGUUUAUCUGCCAUGAAAGAAAUAUUGCAGAAGAUGGGGAAGCUAUAAUAGAUGUAUGUUAAUAUAUGAGUAAUAUUAAUAAAAUUUUUGUUUAUAAUUUAAUUACUAUCACAUCACUAUAUACCCACAUAUGUAAUAUUUGUUUUAUCUAUUUUUUUUUAAUGU